AUGUUUGAGUCUGACUUGAUGGUGAAGCACCAAAUUGUUGUUGUUGGUUUUGGUGCGGUUGGAAAGUCCGCACUAACAAUUCAGUAUUUUCAAAAGUGUUUUAUGGAUGAUUAUGAUCCAACAAUUGAGGACUCGUUUACAGGACACAAGAAAAUUGAUGGAGAGUGGUGCCUACUCGAAGUUCUGGACACCGCUGGUCAGGAGGGCUACAGUCCCCUGAAGGAAGAGUCCAUGAGGAGGGAACAUGGCUUCAUGCUUGUCUUCUCUGUCAUCGACCACUCCAGCCUCGAAGGAAUCCCUCUUUUGCAUGAGCAAAUCCUGCGCGUUAAAGAUGUUGACACGUGUCCGAUGAUUUUGGUUGCCAACAAGACUGAUUUGGUGCAUCAGCGCAAGAUCUACAGCAAUCAGGGCGAAGAAAUGGCCCAGAAGCUUGGGAUACCCUACGUUGAAACCAGUGCCAAGAACCCACCAAUGAAUGUCGAUAAAUCUUUUCACGAUCUUGUCGGUCUAAUUAAAAAACAGCCAAAGUCUGUGGAAAAGAUGAAGAAAGAGAGCACUUUGAACAAAGUUAAGUCCUCCAAGUGCACUGUGCUAUAGUGUCACCGAAUGGCGCAAGUGGAGUGGAGUGAAAUGGAAGAACAACCACGCCUCUCUAAACUAAACAACUGUUGUUCGAACAAAACUCGUCAAACUUGUCUUCUUCUAUUCUCUCGCUCUAUCUUUGGCUCAAGCUUGCCUUCGUAGUGAUUCAUUGAUUCACUACUCCAGAAGUAAUUAGAGCUAGAAGUAAUUUAGAAGUAAUUUGCCACCAGAGGGUAAUCCAAUGAAAUGUUAUCCAAAUUUUUGUGUUGUCAUUGAAAUUAUACAAACAAAAUGAUGCGCCUUUUAAUCACGUUGUUUCUUAGUUCUUUACUUUUUGUUUCUUUGUUUAUUCGAUCAAAAUGAUGCUCGAUAAGUUUCAGCCUCCUUCUUGUUUCUUGUUGUCGUUGUUUUUGUGAUCCAUUUGAGAUAGUUUUUUAUUUGAUGCUAGAUUUAGUUAGAGCCAAUUCAGCAGUGCAAUUUAAAUUACGUUCUGUUUAGAUAGCAUCAUAUUUUACCUCAGAUAUUACUAUUGAAACAUGAAACAUUUUCAGUGAAUAAAAAUUGAA
Messenger RNA from Symsagittifera roscoffensis, 1148 nucleotides. Its product is annotated as ras-related protein M-Ras-like. The record is from RefSeq and is a predicted model, not a curated record. Gene Ontology annotation, cellular component: plasma membrane. Gene Ontology annotation, molecular function: GTPase activity; GDP binding; GTP binding. The transcript is spliced from 5 exons. Bases 1 to 597 code for a protein of 198 amino acids. Gene Ontology annotation, biological process: Ras protein signal transduction. Lineage: Eukaryota; Metazoa; Xenacoelomorpha; Acoela; Convolutidae.